Molecule: messenger RNA, 1074 nt
Organism: Cylindrotheca closterium
Lineage: Eukaryota; Bacillariophyta; Bacillariophyceae; Bacillariales; Bacillariaceae
Source: the annotation of a GenBank genome assembly
AUGAUGCGCAAGGAUUAUCCUAAAGGGUGGAGAAAUGCUGAUUACAACGCGGCACAACUUCCAUUUAUAUUGCCAUUGCGGCGUCUCAUUGUUGCAGUAGAUCCCCUGAGCGACACAAAUCCAUCAAGGAUUCUUCGCCGUUGGGAAAGCUUCAUGAACAUUUCUAUUUGGGUGGAUGAUUUUUUUUUCAACAGAUUUCACCGGAGCAGUAUCCUUAGAUCCGCGGCUAUGAAUGAAACCUCGACGAUCUUGAUCAAUGUACACAGACAACGGCAAAAGAUGUUCUAUUUUCAAUGCAUGCGAACACUGAAGGAUGAAGGACAGCGGUGGACUGCUUUUGUGGACACCGACGAGCUCGUGUUUCAAAAUGAGAAUGAUCUGGGUUUUAAAAAAGUCCUUUCCCUAUCGACCAACGAAACUGUAUCUAGACUUCUGCAUGUUCUCCAAGAAUUGAAUCAAAUCUCAUCGCCUUGUGUUGGAUUGCCACGACUCUUGUUUGGUGCGAACGAGGACAAGAAGGAGGAUCCGGAAGUAGUUGCAAAAGGCUCGCUCCUGCCUGAAAUUGGCUUCUCUUCAACUGAUUUCAUGACCUUGCGCUGGAGGUGGCACGCCGGCAACGACAAUAUACUGAAUAGGGCCGGCAAAGCUCUCAUUGAUUUGUCACGAAUCCCUGAUGGUUUGCUCCUACUGGACAAUGUGAAUGCCCAUCGACCCAUCAAACAGCUUUGUACGAAUGAUGCGAUGUGGAUUCGAAUAGACAAGUCGCCGUUGGUGCUUCAUCAUUAUGUUGGAACUUAUGAACAAUGGAUCUCGCGAGACGAUGUUCGAAACAAGAGGACCUCCUUGUUGUAUUCAGCAAUGGCCGCUGUCAAUAGCACAAAAGUUUCAAACGAAAAUUUGUGGUUAAAGGACUUUAUCCAGGCUAUUGGAGAAAACAAUGCAGCAAUGCUGCUGAAAGAUGUCGGGAAAGUUGAAAGCCCCAAAAAACGAGGACGUAUCUCACCAGAAGCAAAAUUGGCAAAGCUCUCUUCUCUGUUGUACGUAAAGAAUUCAAGAAAGUUUAUUUUACCGUAG